AUGCAGGGUUGCGACACUGCCCCAGCAGCAAACAAGAGACGCACAUAUGCAGCUCUAGCGGUUAUCGACCAUCAUCGCCAUCGCUGCUCAUCACUCAAAGACCAUACGCCACACGCAGACACACGCCUAGCUGCUGCAGCCUCAGUCGAAACAAAGACCGCAACCAUGGACGAGCCAUUGGCCAACCCACCUGCCGAGCUCAAAGCCGUGCUGCCGUUCGUGCAGCGAGCCAACGAGCUACGCACAGCCGACAAGGUCAUCGCCUACUGGUGCUGCUACUACGCCGCCCAGCUCGGUAUCUCUGGCAACGCAAAGGAGACCGAAGCCAAGAUGUACCUGCUCACGCUCAUGGAUACGCUCGAAGACCUCAAAACCAAACUCGCCGACAACGACGCUGUGACCAACGACGCUGCUAGCUCGGCCUACGUCGAGAACUUUGCACUCAAGGUGUUCGUCGGCGCAGACAACGAGGAUCGUGCGGGGAAAGCGACGAGAGCGACGGCGAAGAAGUUCUUGGCGGCGAGUCAAUUCAUCGAGUUGCUCAAGAUCUUUGGUGCGUUGGAACCGGAGAUGGGAGAGAAGAUCAAGUAUGCCAAGUGGAAAGCAGCAGAUAUUGCAAAGGCGUUCAAGGAGGGGAGAAAGCCACAGGCAGGCCCGCCUGGCGGCGAUCCGAAGGAGGAAGCUGCAAAUGUCGAGGCGGCAAUGGGUCCGAGUGCGGUAGAUAGUAAGGAGGAGCAAGAGUAUUUGGCAAGGGAGAUGGCGAAGCUGACGUCUGCAGCAACGGACGAGCCUUCGAUUGUUCCGUCCACUGGGGCUGAGCCGCCCAGCAGGAGCGCUUUGACCGGCGAUGAUGUCAGGCAAGCACCCACCGACGUCGCUGUCGAGACCGGUACGCUGGGCAGCGCUUCGUCCGACGCAGAAGAGAUGUGGAAGACCAGCAGCAAGUCCAACGUCGCCGACACCUUGUCACUCAGCCCUUCUACACAGCAGCAGGAACGACGGGACAGCCUAGAUCGACCACAGAUCCAAUCGUCGAGCAGCUACACCUCUGGUCUCGGUACAAGUCCCAACUCUCGUCCACUGCCGACUCCACCACAGAGGGAUGGUCUCCCGAUUCCACCGAUCAGCGCGCACCACCACAUGCUGGGCUCCAGUCCAGGUCUUGAUCAGGGCAGCGCAGGACCCGGUGCAGCUCCCGCUUCCUUUUGGGGAGGAGCAGGUGCCGAUGGACCAGACGCUGCAGGUGCAGCUUCGGUGCUGCCGUCAGUUCCUUCGGAUCGGUUGCCUUCGCUUAGCGGCAAUGAGGGCUUGAAUGGCCAUCCUGCCAUCGAGAGGAUUGACCCGCCUCUUUCGCCCAGCGCACCGAGCUUACCAACCACUCCCGGGCAGCUCCCGGGAACGCCUGGUGUGCAACUCGGUGGUCCCAGCAGUCCCUUUCCCACGACCGCCACGCCCACGGCACCAACGGCACCCACGGAACCUCCCGCGACACGCUCGACUCUGCCUCCUUCCGCUGCAGCUUUGAUCCAGCAGAGACCUGCACCUUCUGCGCCAGCCAUUGCACCGCAACCUCCAGCACCAGCGGUCUAUCCAGAGACACUGGAUGCGAAACUGUCCACACGAGUCCAAAAGCUGGCAAAGGGAGCGGCAAGCGCGGUGGAUUUCGAAGAUCUCGAUACCGCACGGAUUCAGCUUCGUCAGGCGCUCGAUAUUCUGGAAGGCAGAACGAGGUAG
This is a messenger RNA of Pseudozyma hubeiensis SY62, 1734 nucleotides long. RefSeq lists its product as hypothetical. Gene Ontology annotation, cellular component: multivesicular body. The record is from RefSeq and is a predicted model, not a curated record. The transcript has a single exon. The coding region runs from base 1 to 1734 and encodes 577 amino acids. Lineage: Eukaryota; Fungi; Basidiomycota; Ustilaginomycetes; Ustilaginales; Ustilaginaceae. Gene Ontology annotation, biological process: late endosome to vacuole transport via multivesicular body sorting pathway.